AUGAUCCAAGAUGCUCAUGCCAAGACGGACGAGACGCGCUACCAGGCUGAGGAGGUGACUCGGCUUUUGAGCGUGGCACGCGACAUCAGCGGCGAGACACUGGUGGGCGCCGCGGCCAAACACGGUGAGGCCUCCGCGGUGCAACUGCUUUUGAGCCAUCGAGCAGAUCCCACGGCGGCUGAUAGUCGAGGGCGCAUGGCACUUCAUCGGGCAGCUGAAGGUGGAGAUUUGUUGAGCACCCUGUUGGUUUUGGAUCGCUUGCAAUUGGCCAAUCGCUAUGUGAACGUGACAGACUUCGUGGACAACGCUGGGGAGUCUCCUGGAACCUUAGCAGCCCAAAGCGGCUGCGAAGAAGUUUGUGGAGCUCUGGAAGUCUUCGGAGACUUGCAGCUCAAUGCUGAACAGCAAUACUUUGGUCAGCUCAGUGGAGGAACCUUUGGUGGUCUUCUGGCUUUAGUGGACUUUACGGAGGUGUCUUCCAAAGAGAGGAGCCGUGCAAAGAAAGUCCUCCAAGAGGUCACCACAGGGGGUGCCUUGGUGGAACACAUUUGGCCGCCUGCACUGGAGUGUGAAUCUGCACUUGGCCAGGCACUAGGUGAAGCAUUUGAUGGACUGCAUCGAGCAGAAGAUCUUUUGAUGAACACCUUGUGGAUGCCAACCAGGUACACCGUGGAAGCGCCUUGGAAGGGCUUCGCCAAGACUUUGGACUUACGAGCCCGCUGGCAGAGGCUAAGAUUGGAAGCAAUGCUCCAAUGCGGCGAGAGCGAGCUGGAGGAGUUUUGGCAGACUCACAUCAAUGCAAGAAGAAUGGCACAGCUCACAAAAACGCCAGGGAGCUUGCGACAACUCUAUCUAGGAGUGCUUUGGCUUUACACAAGGGAAUCAUGGCUACCCCACAUCAUUGAUGCCAUUGCCGACGUGUUGCGUCACUUGGAAGAAGAGGACGCAGACCCCUGCUCGGUGCCUUUUCCAUUUCAGGAGCUGAUCAAGUCACUCUCCCCGAUGGCGCAGCUGGUGCAAGCAGCAACCUGCUUCUUUCGCCGAACUGGAGUCAAACACGAGGGAGUGACGUUUCGGCCCUUGGCCCUCCCAGCAUCAGGCUUGCAGCAGCUGAUUGAUAUGUAUUUGGCAAGGAAGGAUGAGUAUGAAAGAGCGGCUGUCAGGGCCAAAGAGAAACAGGAUGGUGAAAGUCCUUUAGCCCUUGAUGCCGGGAUGUGGUUUGUUCUCAGUCAUUUGUCUUUUCCCACCGCGUAUGCCUCCAGAUGGGAUGCAGGUAAGCGUUUGGUGCAGACGAAUUCCAACGUGUUAGUGGCCAUUCAGACGGAUUCGCGCUCCCCAAGCUACCCUGAGCACAUGUCUUUGAAGGGUGGCGGGGAUGAUGUGAUCUAUCCAGCGGGGACCUUGUUUCGACUCGUGCGCCUGGCACGCACCACUAGCUCAGACCUCGAGCCACAAGCAUGUCCCAAAGGCUCGCAGAUGCAGUGGUCAGUCACCGUGAUCGAGUUGGCAGCCACCGAUCCUCGACCUGAUGCUUUCUUGCUCCUGGACAAAUGGUCUGGUUUCAGUCAAGAGGAAGUGGAAGAGUUUCUCCUCGCAUGGGCUGAGGAGGUCUCAGGCCAUGUGCAGCAGAGACACCGGCUGGAGCAGGCCUCAGCAUUACUUCAUGGGAGCAAGCAGUUGCACUGGCUCAGGGCGGCAGCUACGCUGAGAUCCAGGUAUGCUCCGGAAGGAAGCUGA
Molecule: messenger RNA, 1737 nt
Organism: Durusdinium trenchii
Lineage: Eukaryota; Dinophyceae; Suessiales; Symbiodiniaceae
Source: the annotation of a GenBank genome assembly